This is a messenger RNA of Trichoplusia ni (cabbage looper), 2748 nucleotides long. RefSeq lists its product as uncharacterized. Gene Ontology annotation, molecular function: chitin binding. Gene Ontology annotation, cellular component: extracellular region. The record is from RefSeq and is a predicted model, not a curated record. Lineage: Eukaryota; Metazoa; Arthropoda; Insecta; Lepidoptera; Noctuidae. Bases 56 to 2599 code for a protein of 847 amino acids. The transcript has 3 exons.
AUUUUCUGGGACUUCUUAUUCCGGUUAUAAGCACUCCACUGAAGCAGACGCUUGCAUGAUUUUUUCAUGUAAAUUUUAUAUGUUUUUCGUUUCAGUGUGCCUCCCCAUUACAUGGGCAGCCGCCCAGAAUGGCCGAGGCCCUCAGCACCUGGACCACAAUGGACACGGGUGGGAUAUCCGGCUGGCAGUUCCCGGUGAACCCGGUAGCGACUACCCCACCCUCGGCGCUAUACCCAGGACAUCAUUUUCCUGCGCUGGCAGAGAUCCCGGAUACUAUGCAGACUUAGAGACAAGCUGUCAAGUGUUCAGAGUCUGCACUGUGGGAUCAACGUACGGCUUCCAAUCCUUCCUCUGCCCCAAUGGAACAUUAUUCAACCAAGCCGUGUUUGUAUGCGAUUGGUGGAUGAACGUCGACUGCAAGAACUCGCAACAGUUUUUCAGCAACAACAACGAAAAGUUUGAAAAUCUCAGGCUUGGACCGCAACUUAUGAAGGAUAUUAAGAAAAUGCUGACUCAUCCCAUGUUGAAUCCAUACGACAAGAAUGCAAUGAAGAGCAAUCUCAUCGUUAUGCAAGACUACAAACCACCGAUUGGCCAGCUAUUCCCUAACGGAGCUUUAUUAGCGGGUCCGGAACGAGCACCAAACAACGUAUAUGUACCAGCCAAACAAAUACAACAAAACUUAGUACAAGGAAACCAAAAUGAUUACGCUUUUUCUGCUUCCACUCCUGACCCGAGAUACAUACCUUCGCCCCAAAUCUCAAACUUCCUACCAUUACAAAGCAACGCAGAAGUAUUUCAAAGGCAAAGACAAAACGAACAGUACAACAAUAUUCAAAAUGUUAAGGUCCAGACGACACAGACUUCACAAACUGGAAAUAUAAUACAUAACGGUCAUGCAGCAAGAUUUACACAGAAUACUAACACUAACUAUGGCAAUAACAAUGGUCUACCACAAGCACAACUACCACGACCCACACAAGUAACUAAUAACUUCUCACAGAGACAGAUCAGUUCAGUGAAUUCGCAGUCGAACAAUCAACAAAACUUCCAAAGAGCACAAGUUAAUCGGCCACGAGCGCAAUAUACAGAGCCCAGGAAACUACCCCAGACAAAUAAUGACGCUACAUACUCAAGAAUACAGAACAAUGAGAAUAUCAAUAACAAUCAAGGCAAACAACCCUACACAUACAGUACUCCGUCGACAAACCUCCCACAAUUCUCGAACAAUGUUAAUAAUCCCGCUGGUAAGGAGUUAAAGCAGAAUCUGGCGCUCGUGUAUUCAUUCUUGACCGACUCACUCAACGUUGCCAGAGAGUACAACAACAUAGCACAACAAGAGAUACUAUCAUCAACAGUUGCACCGACACCGGCACAGCAAAACUUAAACAAUGAAGAUCUGUCUCAAAUCACCAACAAAAUAUCACAACUCACAUCAUCACAGUACUCAAGUAACAGUUUUACCAAUAACGCAAACAUAGUUUCCAGUCAAAAAAACAAUAAUAAUCGGCCUACUGAUUUCACAAGCAACGCGAAAUAUACGAAUGAACAAAAUCCCGCUCGUCUCAUGCAAACAAAUCAAUUAACACAAUCACAAACGAAAGCUGGUCAAACACAAGGCGAAUUUUACUCAUCGCGAUACCAAAUUCCAAAUGGUCAACAAAAUCCUGUUAGCAGUCAAAAUCAACUGUACAGUGGCCAAUUAUACCAAUGGAAUGUCCCAGAUGUAACAAGUCAAAUAUACAACAGUCCAAAUUCCGCUAACUUGGUAAACCCAAACAAAUCGCAACAGACUACGCAAAUGUUUAGUGUACAGCGGAGCACAAACCAAGAUAAUGUUGUGAAUAGCUUCAAAUCAAGUCCGCAAUUUGAAGUUAUAAAAGCAAAUACGAUUGCAUUAAAUCCUGCAAAGCUGCAGCUUGAACCGCCAAAUGAACCUGAACAGUUCAAUGGGCAAGAAAGCUUUAAAAGUUUAUUUAACAGUGGAAACGGGAUAUCAGCGCAUCUGGAAGACAAAAUUGUGGGUACGAUACCUCAUCCAUUAGAGGACAAUAAACUGCUUACGUACAAGAAAGAUCAGUCAUACUUCGUCUACACAAAGUUAGAUGACAACACUAUAGAACAAAAUACUCAGACCAAUGAACAGACCAACACAAAUAACAAUCAAAAUGCAAAACUAAUAAAUAACGGCAACAAUAUAGUUUCAUACCAACUAAUACCAUCAGUGAGCUACGAACUAGAAGAUGAAAAAGAACAGCAGCAAAUUCUCAAUGCAUUUCAAAUAGAUGAAUUCGGAGCCCCUAGAGAUGUAAUAAAAGAAAAACCUGACGAAAAACAAAAUCAAGGAGAACGAAUAGCAACAUCCAGAAUUGAUUACUCCGUUGAACAUCCAUCAGAUGAUAAACAAAGCGAACAAUACAAUAUAAACCCUCUUUACUCUGGACCUUCUUCGUACACUGCACCACAAUCAUCAGUAGGCAGUUUGCCUUCCAGACAAGUCGUACAAAAUAAUUUUAUUUCUAGAUUAGAAGAUUUUGAAAGUAAUAAUAACAAUGGGUACUCUAAAGAUAGGCCGGCACGUCAAUUUUUCUUUAAAUGAGUAUCUACUAUAAAUAAAUAUUAUUUUUUAUGUUCACUACUUACUGUACGUAAUGCCAAUGAACAAAAACUUAACAUUGGAUAAAAAUAGGAUUGUAAAAAUAGUCGUUAGUAUUGUAAAUAAAAAUGUAAGUGUUAAUUUAAGUAGGA